AGUAGCAGUGAAGGAGGAGGAGGAGGAGCAGCCUGCAGCACCUCCUGCAGCAGUGAAGAAGGAAGAGGAGGAGUAUGUGGUGGAGAAGGUUUUGGACCGCAGAGUGGUGAAGGGAAGAGUAGAGUUUCUGCUGAAAUGGAAGGGGUUCUCAGAUGAGGAUAACACAUGGGAGCCGGAAGACAACCUGGACGGCCCCGACCAUAUCGCAGAGUACAUGCAGAAACACAAGGAGAAGGAGGAGAAGAAGAAGGAGGGAAAGAGGAAAGUGGUCAGUGAGGCCUCGGGAGACUCAGAGCAGCGAGGGAGCAAGAGGAAGAAGGAGGAGAGCGAGUUACAAGAGAGGAUGGAGAGGGAUGAGGCUUCAACCCACAAGCCCAAAGUGGGCAAAUCAGGGCACAAAUGUCCAAUUUGUGGGCUUGAGUACAAUGAUUUGAUGCAACACCUGAAACUAGGUGAACAGGUGUGCAACAAAACCGAACUGAACCUUCUCUGCAAGUUGUCACACAGACAUUUCUCGGCCGAAUUGGAUUGCCCGGUCCGACUAUGCAACUCCAGGAAAAUAAACAGGCUGGACAAGCACCUGCAGAAAGUGCACAAGCUGGGGAACAAUAUGGUGACAUUAUACGUCCAAAAGGCAAAGGACCGUUACAUUGUGCGACAACUGGCGUUGCUGAGGGCGUCCAAACCCUACCCGCCGAUGGUAUCCCAUCUCGAUGAGAUCGACGAAGCAGCUAUACAAGAGGGGAUCAGGAGGAAGUUCGAGGACCCUUCGUCAGUCCCACAUGGCGGUGAGGUCGUGGCCCUCUCCGCUGCUAAGCCGUUUGCAACUCCUUCCGCCAGUGCGACGCCGUUGAACAAACCUGCCAGCCGUUCACCGAGAAAAACGUUGUUUAGGAGGAACAAGCCGGUUGUGAGGACUCCAUCCCCCCACUGCAAGAACUGUGUGAUCCUUGCUGCUGAGGUGCAGGUGGUGAAAAAGCUGCUGGAAGCCGAAAUAGAACGGAGUGACGAACUUAAACAGUUGCACUCUUCAACCAGUCGAGAAAAGGCAGUGAAGCACAAGAGGCACAAGCCCUUUUCACCAUCGAAAGCGCCGCAAUACGUUAAACUGGUAGAGGAGUUCAGGGAGCACAAGGAAGGAAGCGAUCCUACGCGGAAAAUAAGGGAGAAUGCCCGCCAGCGAGCUAACCACGUCCUUUACUUUCUGACGUUCAUGUCCAAGCCCGCUGUUCCACAUGUGAACCUUCUCUUUCUGAAGGACUACGGUCGGAUCAGGAGAUUUGCAGCCCAUCUGGCUGACAACAACUUCAAACCGACGACCAUAAAAAGCUACCUGACGGAUGCCGUUGCGUUUGUGAGGUAUGUUACCAGUAUGGCGCCAGAAGGGGUGAAAAUAGGCGUGAAAAGCCUAAAUGCGCUGCUAGUGGAACUCCAGGCGAGGAUUAGGGACGUGGCGAGAGCUGUGCUAGGGCAACAACUGGCCCAGCGCCGCAAAAAGUCCGUUGAACUGGUGGAAGCGAGUGAUCAUGCGUGGUUUGUUAAAAACGCACCAGCAAAGAUUUCUGCUGCACUCGAUUCUCUUGAGAAAAAUCCAGUAGACAAAAAGAGGCAGAGGAUGUUUUUCGGGCUCCUGAGUGGUUACAUCGUGGCGGUGACUGGGCACAGAAAAGGCGCCGUGGUCAACAUGACGCGGAAAGAGGUCAAAGCAGCAGAAAAAUUAAAAAAUGGCGAUCGCAUCGUACGGGUGGAACAGCACAAGACGGCUCGCUACUUUGGGCAGGCGGCCAUACCGCUGACAAAAAAGGAGUACUCCUGGUUCCUCAGAUACAACUGUCUCCGGUCUCGCAUAGAGGGAGGUCUAGAGGCAGAAACCUUCUUUCACACUUCCAGUGGCUCGGAGUGCCUCAAGCUCCCCGAAUACUUCAAGGAGGCGUGGGAGUCGUUGGAGUUGGGAAAGGCUCCGAGCUUCAACCUCCUCCGUUCCUCUGUGGCUACUUAUUCAAAGAGGCAACUGGGCUCGAAGGCGUACAAACGAGUGGUGGCCUUCAUGUGUCACGAUGAGCACACGGCGAAGAAGUUUAAUCAUGCGGAAGACCCGGCGGCUGAGGUGUUUAAAAGCCGAAAUCUAUCCGUCAUGGCGAUCUCCACUUAUGCUGUCAAGAACAAUAAAAAAGCAGGCACCCAGGACCACAGAGCCACAGAGGACACAGAGGAGGACGAGGUCGAGGACCGGGACAGUGUGGAGGACCAGGAUGAGCAGGACAUGGGAGAGGAGGAGGAAGAAGAAGAAGAACAAGUAGUAGUAGUAGUAGAGGAACGGGACUCAGAGGAUGAGGUAGAAGACCAAGAAAUGGAGGAGGAAGAGCGGGACACAGAGGAGGAUGGUGCAAAUGAACACCCAGACAAGGAGCCUAAAAUAACUAGGCCAAGUUGUCCAAUAAGAAAGCGGCCCUCCAAAUCUGAAGCAGAACAGAAGAGAGACUCCUCCAAACCUCCUCUCCCUAAAAGGCCCAAAAGGGAUGGAAAGUGCCUUUUCAAAACCGAUAGGGAAGUGUCAUCUGAAGCGGAGGAAGAGGGGCUCCUUCAGACUUUUAAUUUUCCUUUUUUCAAAUACCAUUGAUCUUUUCCAAUUAUGGGGUUGAGUCCUAUCAUCAGUUUCAACACUCUACACAUGAGUGGUAUUUGCCUAAUUUAUCUUUGCCUUUUCUAGGAGCAGCACUGAGAGACCGACUCCACCCUUAGUCCCUGACAGCCUGGUUCUUCUGAGUCCGGUUGAAGUCAAAACACCGAUUAAGGACAUAUUUCCUGUGGCAGUCCCAGAUGGCUCUCUUGGAGAACAACAGUGAAGCGUUGCCGACGGUGGGACCCCCUGAGCUGAGGAGAGGGGUCCGUUGGAAGAAGAUGCAGAGGGUCUGUUGGAGGUUGCGGUGGAGGCGAAGGGUCUGUCGGAAGACAGUUCAGAUUCUUUGGAACUGCCAGCCAGGCAAAUGGAGCCUGAGGAGAGCUUUAGUUUUAUUUUAUUUUUUUUGCAUAGUUUGUGCCACCGGAGGAUGAAUAAACUGCAGAUGCAAAGAAACCUGAGUGACCAGGAUAAACAAUGUGUGGACAACACUGUUCUUUCUGUUAAUUUUAUUGUUUUUUUUAUAUCGUUUGUGCUACCAGUCUAGAGGCUGAGGAGA
Molecule: messenger RNA, 3179 nt
Organism: Perca flavescens (yellow perch)
Lineage: Eukaryota; Metazoa; Chordata; Actinopteri; Perciformes; Percidae
Exons: 16
Coding region: 215-2620 (801 amino acids)
Source: RefSeq, a predicted model, not a curated record